Humulus lupulus (European hop) is the source of this 1904-nucleotide messenger RNA. RefSeq names its product E3 ubiquitin-protein ligase CSU1. Gene Ontology annotation, cellular component: nucleus. Gene Ontology annotation, molecular function: ubiquitin protein ligase activity. Lineage: Eukaryota; Viridiplantae; Streptophyta; Magnoliopsida; Rosales; Cannabaceae. The transcript has 6 exons. The record is from RefSeq and is a predicted model, not a curated record. Bases 761 to 1672 code for a protein of 303 amino acids.
UCCUCACACACUUUUCUUGUUUUCUCUCUUGCCGAAGUCACUAUGUCUUCUCUCCUGUCACUCUAGGGAGUUGUGCCUCGACACUCCUUCAUCUCACUCUCUCCCUCAAAAUCCUAAAACCUAAUGCUCUCUCUCACCUCCGACUCCGGUUCCGGCAUCCCUCUCUAUCGCGCUCUACUCUCGGUGUCUCAUCCCCUUACGGUUGUAUGCAGUACAAAGCACAAAGGAAGUAUGCAUUUACAUUUAAAGGCUAGGAUGCAUAUAUAUGCAAGGUAGUAACUAAAGGGAGAUGUGUUUAGUCCAAUAUAGGGGCCAAAAUCCAUGUUGUUGUCUUGCCUGGUGCAAGUGAGGAUGCUACUUUGAAUGCCCUUGUUGCUCCUGGAUUUGGUGUGGCAGCACAGAGGUGCAUGGUGCUAGGUGGUCAAGGAUUUGUUUUGAUAAAGUUUUGGGCAGCUGCACUAUUUGCACACUAUAACGAGUUGGCAGAGUAUGGUAGGCUUAGAGAGGGAACAAGUGUUAUUGAAGUGGCAUAUCUAUUGUGUUCGCGAACAUACCUGCUUAUUUUUUUCCUACUGCAGAAGCAAUCCCAAAUCCAAUCGACCCAGUUGGACCUAGCAGCGCUCACUCCUCUCGCAAUUUUCUAGGGUUUUUUCCCUGCUAAAUUGGGUGCGAAGCCAUAUCGAUCUGAAUUCAAAUCGUCGAGGUUUUGAAUUGGGGCUUCGUUUUUGCGAUCGGACGGAGAAGAAGGUAAAAGGGCGAAAUGCCUCAGAGGCACUCAAAGAACAACAACGACUUAGCUUUCUUCACUUACGAUGAGAAGCGUAAGCUUGGUUAUGGAACUCAGAAGGAGAGGCUGGGCAAGGACUCGAUAAAGCCUUUCGACGUUUGCUCUCUUUGCUUGAAGCCCUUCAUCGACCCCCUUUGUUGCCAGAAAGGCCAUGUCUUUUGCAAGGAAUGCAUUCUCGAGUGCAUGCUUUCUCAGAAGAAAGACAUUCAGAGGAAGUUAGCUGCACAUGUUGCACAGCAGAAGCAAGAGAAACACGAGGAAGAAGAGAAGAUAACCCAGCAGAAAGCUCGGGAGCUUGUUGCAUUUGAUCAACAAAACCAUGGUGCGGUACCCCAGUACAGUGAUAGAAACAACAGCCGAGAUAAAAAUGGCUUUCAUGGGGCAAAUAGUGUGAAGGCCACAUCUUUUGAAGAAGAAGCACUCCGCACGAUGAAAGCUUUUUGGCUUCCUUCUGCCACACCUGCAGCUUCUGUCAAAGUAGAGGCCCCCUCCACCAGUACUGUGUGUCCUGAAGGCAAUGAGAAACUUAAGCUGAAAACUCUUUUUCCUGUAAUCUUCACGGAGGACAAUAGCGACAAGAAAAAGUCAUCUUUGGAUAAGAGCUAUAUCUGUCCCAGCUGCAAGGUUACUCUAACCAACACACUUUCUCUUGUAGCCCUUAGCUCUUGUGGGCAUGUCUUCUGUAAAAAGUGCGCUGACAAGUUCAUGGCAGUUGACAAAGUUUGUCUCGUCUGCAACAAGGUAUGCAAAGAGAGGAAUCUGGUAAACUUGGAAAAAGGAGGGACUGGGUUUGCUGGGCAUGGAGAUCAUCUUGAAGCAAAAGACUAUAAGCAUUUGGGGAGUGGUUCAGGACUGGGGUUGGUCAGACCCUCAACGAAGACUUGAGUUGUUAAUCCAAUGCAGUAGGUUUAUUUUCUCAGUCCCCUUUAAAUAGUUAUACACUAUGCUUCUCUAUGUCUCUUCAGCUGUGAAUGAGCUUAUUGUAAGAUGGCCCCAACAUCAACGCAUCCUUACAUGCAAAGUCAAGUAUGGUUUUUGGCUAAUUUCGUUUUGUUAAAAACAGUUAUUCCGUAUUUUGGAUCCUAGCAUUAUUGCUAGUUGUUGGUUCAUCCCUUCA